Messenger RNA from Rotaria sordida, 2994 nucleotides. Lineage: Eukaryota; Metazoa; Rotifera; Eurotatoria; Philodinida; Philodinidae. The record is from the annotation of a GenBank genome assembly.
AUGAUGAAAGUCAUACAAAGUAGUGAUGUAUUACGAAUUUUGAUAAUUAUUUUACUAAUUGUUGUCAGAUUAAGUUAUCAAACUCUUUAUUCAUGUAAUACAAGUGCAUCAUGUGGUUGUUCAACAAAUUCCGCAACAGUAGGUCGUAUUGUUGGUGGAGAAACUGCAAGUUCAGCUACAUGGAAUUGGGCUGUCUCCAUCUCUAUUGCUGGUAGAUAUUUUUGUGGUGGAUCAAUCAUAUCAAGUUCAUGGAUUAUCACAGCAGCACAUUGCAUAGAACGUUUCGAAGCAUCCCAAUUUAUUAUCUACGCUGGAUCAAAUAGACAAUGGUCGGGAACGCAAACUCGAAGUGUAUCAAAAGUUAUCGUACACUCAAAUUAUGACUCGAGUACUUUCGAGAAUGAUAUUGCUCUGUUGAAACUUGCCUCUCCAUUGAUAAUGACUGAUCCUUAUGUGAGUGCAAUUUGUUUACCAUCAGUUAGUCAAGUAACAUUAUCAGCUAGUGAAUGGCCACCAGUUGGAACAAAUGUUGUAGCUGUUGGAUGGGGUAGAUUGAGUGAAGGUGGUUCAUUAUCAUCAACACUUCAGCAAGUUACUGUACAAACAAUAGAUUAUCAAGAUUCAACUUGUACUCCAAUUAUGGUUGAUUGGCAUGUACAAUUUUGUGCUGGUGUGUCAGGUGGUGGCAAAGAUACUUGUCAAGGUGAUUCAGGUGGUCCAUUGAUGAUGUUUAGCUCAAACAAUCAAUGGGUAUUGGUUGGUGUGACAAGUAAUGGUAUUGGAUGUGCACGAGCUGCAUAUUCGGGUAUAUAUACCCGAGUAGCUGCUUACGAAAAUUGGAUAAACUCAAAUACAAAUGACUCCAAUUCAAGUUUAACUUCAUUCACCUCUAUUACUUCAUCUGCUUCUAUUGCCUUAUUGGCUUCUACCACGUCACCUAAUUAUAUCCAGGUGACGGUUUCAACGACAUCAUUUUUUGUGAUUUCGUCGUAUAGGAAUACAGCUGAAACAUCGAGUUUUUAUGUUUUUGUCUUUGUAUUAAUCACUUUUCUCCUUGCAUCUUUCUAUUGAACAGGAAUGUGGAAUUUUCUGCACUAUAUCUCAUUCUAAUUAAAGUUAUUUGAAUUGAAAAGUUUGUUCAACUUUAAUCUUUUAUUCUUUCCUCUAUGAUUAUUACUAUGAACGAUAAAUUUUAUCAUACUUCAACAUUAACCAUUUAAAAAGUGUAUGUAUUGGAUGACAACCUUUGUCCUUUCGUUUUUACAGAUUAAUUUAGCAGAUAGGAUGGCAAUAGCGUGUGAUGCAGUACCCUUUAAAUGUGGUAGGUAAUGAAAGAUCUACGUAUAGCAGACACGAGGCUAUCUGCAUUUUUUACGAUUGGUCCAUCUACCGGUAUUACCUGGACAACCAGCGACCAGUCGGUCUGAUGCUUGGACCGAUCGGUAACUGAAACAGAUUACGUCUUUGAAUGUGUUGAAGCAGAGAUGGACGAGUCUGAGUCGUGAUUCGGACUCGAAAAUUGUGAGACGUUGACUCGACUGUUUGACUCGAGUCAUUCGUUCAAAAAAGCAAAAGUUGAUUAUUCAACAUCAAAAUGAAUUUCAGAAGAAAUCGAUGGUUUUCUGGAAGAAGAAAAUUUAACCAGCGAUCUUAGUUUCGAAAAAAAGCAAAUUCAUAUCGAUCUCUUAAUAGCCUUACUAGAAAAAUCAUGUGUAUUUCUACUACAUCAGCACUAGUUUAACGUGCUUUUUCUGAUAGCGAUCUUCUAAUGAAAUCGGAUUGUUCGAAAUUUUUACAAGCAAAUAUUUGCAUUUAACAUCUUUAACGUGCAAUAAGACAUUAAUUUAAAUAUUAAUAAAUAAUUGUUGCUUAACAACCUUAAUGCUUCUUCUUCCUUCUCAAAAAAACAAAAUCAGUUUUCGUCAAAAAUACCGAAAUUAAGAUAAAUGCAUGGAAAGAUAGCCUGAAGUUUGCUUUUUCAGAAACAAUAUGAUUUGUUAUUUAAUCCUUCACUUUUAGUCAAAACUUUUGACCAUUUUCGUUGAAAAAAUAUGCAUUUUUUAGAUAAAAGACAAAAUGUUUUUCGUUUUUUCUCAGUUUACACAUUGUCGAUCGCGCAUCCCAAAUUUCUUCGUCCAGACUCGUUUGAUAUAUUAAACUUUUGCUUGAUUCAAAGAACAUAUCAAGAUGCAGUACAUGACCAAACCCUUCUUCUAAAUUAAGCUUUGUUUUUAUUAUAUAUAUACAGACACUUAUAUGAUUAGACACUCAUUUCUUGAGAGUUUUUUUAGUUAUUUAACUUGUGACUGCUUUUCGUCGUUAAAAAAAUAAGUAUUUAAACAAAAGGGCUCGCUCACCUACCGCAUCCUGCCAUGCUGUUUUAAACAAAAGAAAUGAAAUAUAUAGAAUGAGCACAGACAGAGAAAUUUGGGAUGCCAAAUCAGCUAUCUUUGAAUUUGUUUGACGAAUAUCUCAGUCAAACAUCAUGAUAUCGCACUGAAAAUCUUAUCGUAGCCUCUCCACUAUAGCCCCAGUAUAUCCUUAAAAUUUCAUGCAAUUUGAGCGCACUCGACUGAGAUCGUUUUUUUCGAGGAGAGCUCUUAAGUUUAGAUUUUUGCUUACAAAAGUGACGUAUUUAUUCUCUAUUAUGUAACUCUAUAAAAGAAAAGAGUUGAUUUUACUGUUCUUAUUUUUUUGAUAAAUCUAUAGUAGUUGUGUCACUUUAUUUUUGUACGACUAUUCUUCUUUUAUACAUAAAAAAAACUAGAAAAAUAUCGCACUAUGAAAAACUUAUUGUUAUCGUUCUUUAUAAAAAUAAACAGAAAACAGAAAAAUGAUAAAAAUAUCUUAACUCAACUCCACACUGCUACAAAAUGACUCGGACUCGACUCAAUUCGAAAAAUAGCUUGACUCGCCCAUCUCUGAUCAGGAGGCAGUCCAUAUAAUUCUAAUACUCAGAUAGACUCAAAAUCAAUAAAACAAAACACGUUAAAU